GCAACAAUUCAAAAAACGUUGCUAGAUUUGAGUAAGAGAUCACCUUAUAUUCCUAUGUUUCCCAUAUUAUUUCUGGUCGCUUACACGUCUUUAUUCUAUGCAGUUGUUUCGGUUUUGUUGCUUGUUGUAAUGGGUUCCCGUUUUUACAUAAGUAGAAAAAUCAUGUCUAGUGGCGUUGUCAUUAUUUUCAGGCAA
This is a messenger RNA of Acaulospora morrowiae, 195 nucleotides long. NCBI's taxonomy places the organism in Eukaryota, Fungi, Glomeromycota, Glomeromycetes, Diversisporales, Acaulosporaceae. The record is from the annotation of a GenBank genome assembly.